Helianthus annuus (common sunflower) is the source of this 1569-nucleotide messenger RNA. RefSeq names its product replication protein A 70 kDa DNA-binding subunit E-like. NCBI's taxonomy places the organism in Eukaryota, Viridiplantae, Streptophyta, Magnoliopsida, Asterales, Asteraceae. The transcript has 11 exons. The coding region runs from base 1 to 1569 and encodes 522 amino acids. The record is from RefSeq and is a predicted model, not a curated record.
AUGGAGGUUGCAAAGGUUAGCAUGCUUAACGAUCUUAAUACAUUCUCAAACAACUAUUCGAUUAGAGUGAAUAUUGUUAGCAUUUCGAAGAAGAUGAUGAAUAAUAACAAAAAUGAAAUAUAUCGUCCUGAUAUGAUCUUCAUGGAUGAGAUGGGAACUAUGAUUCAAGCCAGUUGUUUGCAUAAGAUGCUAGGAAAAUUCAAGGAAUUUCUUCAGUUGGAUGAAUAUCUUCUUAUCACCAAACCUUCUCUUGCUACUAAUAAGUCCGCUGCUAAGUAUACCAAGAGAAAUGACAAAAUAUCACUGUAUUUCUAUACUUCUGUUGAGAAAUGCUUUGACUGGUCUGGACUGAAAUACCGUUUUAAUUUCGUUAACCUCAAGGAUGUUGUUAAAAAUAAAUUUGAAGUUAAUACAGUUAUUGAUUGGAUUGGUUAUGUGGAUGUAUGUUUCAAUCUAGAGGAUACGUCAAAGAAGGAUGGGAGCAAGGGAAAGAGACUUAAUCUUAGACUUGAAGACAUUGAAGGCCAAAAGUGUCCGGUUACUUUGUGGGAUGGUUUUGCUAUUGACAUGUUUGCUUACAUGAAUGAUAAGAAACGAAAGAAAUAUGUUGUUAUCCUUUGUCAUUUUGGUAUGGUCAACCUUUACAAAGGCAGGCGUGGUGUUGCAAACGGCUUUGAGCUAAGCAGACUUUUUAUUGACACUGACAUUGAAGAGAUAUCCUCUUUUAGGAAGAGGUAUGUAGAGAAAAUUUAUGCUUCAUCUUCAUCAAAUGAUCAUGUUGGUUCAAUCGUUAUCUCAAGUGUUGAAGAUGAGUUUCUUAAUAACCCUGAUUUCAUGCUUAUUGGUUUCCUUGGAACCAUAUCAACGACAAAGAAGGUUUUGGUUGUUGGCACAAUCACAGCUAUAUGCACUGAUAAACUUUGGUAUUACAAUGGUUGUAACCACUGUAAGUCAGGUGUGGAGGAAAGAUUUGUAACGAAAGAAAAUCCGGAUGGUUUAUCUGAUGUUUAUCAUGAAAAAUCGUUGGUGUGUACAAAUGAUAAAUGUGAAGGAGUCGACAUCUAUUCUAUUCCCCGGUUCAAGAUACCUAUUAGGGUGCAAGACUCUUCCGGUACUGUGUCUUUGACACUGUUUGAUUUUGAAGCUUACAAGAUUCUUCAGAAAACUGCCAAAGAGUUAGUUUCAAUUCAAGAUCAGGUUGAAAACUAUGGUAUUUCAAUGGCCACUAACGAUGAUGAGAUCCUUUCCGCGCUCUGCUCCAAAUUCAAUCUUAACCAGCAUGAACAGUCCGAAUCGUUGGAUGUUCCAGAUUCCUGCAGUUUGUCUACUCCUGUUGACCUUAUGAAGGAUGAGAUGUCAUACUGCGGUGACAAUGUUACACCUGCAUCCCAAGCACUUGUAGGCACUGAGAAUCCGUCUUCUGAUGAAACAAAACGUAGUAUUCGUGAAGUGUUCGAUGUGGAUGAUGCAUUAGGUAACUCCUCGACAAAGCGCCGCAUUAGUGAUGAACUCUCUCAGGAUGAAGAUGCUGGUGUUUCAACGCUUUUGAUUCCAAAGAUUGAGAAAUAG